Cucurbita pepo subsp. pepo (vegetable marrow) is the source of this 1852-nucleotide messenger RNA. Its product is annotated as putative beta-1,3-galactosyltransferase 2. Gene Ontology annotation, molecular function: galactosyltransferase activity. The record is from RefSeq and is a predicted model, not a curated record. Gene Ontology annotation, cellular component: Golgi membrane. NCBI's taxonomy places the organism in Eukaryota, Viridiplantae, Streptophyta, Magnoliopsida, Cucurbitales, Cucurbitaceae.
CUCACCUGUCCUCUGUUCGAUUCUACUUGCCUUCUCUGUAAAGUCGCGAUCCAUAUUCUGCAAAUACAGUGUUAGAGAGAGAAGAAGAACAAUUUCUAUUACUCUAAACCCUUCUUCUCUACCUCUGUUUGGAAUUCGUUUAACCAUUUUGGCCCUUUUUGGUGUUUGGCUCGAUUCGGGUACUCAUGGUUGCGGCAUAGAAAGCUAAAAUGUGUGGGAAAAGCAAAGCGAAUCAUCAUCACUCUUCAAGAACUCUCGUAUCCCGGAAAUGGACCCUCUUCCUUUGCUUGGCUAGCUUUUGCUCUGGAAUGCUCUUCACCAACAGGAUGUGGACAAUUCCUGAACCCAAAGACAUGCCUCGAUCGACGUCCAUAGAAGCCAAAGAAUUGAAGUUAGUAUCAAAGGGCUGUGAUUUAAAAACAGUAAGCAUCUCCAGAUUUCUCUUGCUUCAACACCAUAACGAACCUGCCUUAAAAUUUUCUCCUCCUCCUCCACAGAAUGAACUCAAUUUUUCAUCCAAAGACAUCUUUGGCAAGGUUUUUAACACACACAACGCCAUACACACAUUAGAUAAAUCGAUAUCCAAUUUAGAGAUGGAGUUAGCUGCAACCAAAGCAGUUCAAGAAUCAAUCCAAAGCAGCUCACCUUUAUCACAAGAUUCAAAGCAAACUGAUACAACUGGGAGAAGAAAGUAUUUAAUGGUUAUAGGAAUCAAUACUGCAUUUAGCAGCAGAAAAAGAAGAGAUUCUGUUCGUGCUACCUGGAUGCCUCAAGGUGAAAAAAGGAAGAAGUUGGAGGAAGAAAAGGGUAUCAUUAUUCGCUUUGCCAUUGGCCAUAGUGCUACACCAGGAGGUAUUCUUGACAGAGCUAUUGAAGCAGAAGAUAAAAAGCAUGGAGAUUUCCUUAGGCUGGAUCAUGUUGAAGGCUACCUUGAAUUAUCCGCCAAAACCAAGAUAUACUUCGUGACAGCCUUUUCUCUAUGGGAUGCAGACUUCUACGUCAAAGUUGAUGAUGAUGUUCAUGUAAACAUCGGAACGCUUGGCGAGACACUAGCCAGACAUCGAUCCAAGCCACGAGUAUACAUCGGAUGCAUGAAAUCUGGCCCCGUUCUUUCGCAAAGAGGAGUGAGGUACCAUGAGCCGGAACAUUGGAAGUUUGGAGAAGGUGGAAACAAGUAUUUCCGACAUGCGACAGGACAACUAUAUGCAAUCUCGAAUGAUUUGGGUGCUUACAUUUCAAUGAACCAGCAUGUUUUACACAAGUAUGCUAACGAGGAUGUCUCAUUGGGUUCGUGGGUUAUCGGUCUCAAUGUCGAGCAUAUUGAUGAUCGGAGACUCUGCUGUGGCACUCCACCUGAUUGCGAGUGGAAGGCUCAGGCGGGGAACAUUUGCGUUGCUUCGUUCGAUUGGAGUUGCAGCGGCAUUUGCAGAUCUGCCGAUAGGAUUAAGGAAGUCCAUCGACGGUGCGGAGAAGGUGCUGGAAAAAGAUGAACUGCUGCAAACCACAAAAUCUGUUCCUUUUUGAAGAGAUACACAAAGAUUGAAAAGAACUUAUAAAGAGAAAACAGAGGAAGUGGUUAAGAAGGCUUCAGGGAAGAUCCAGAAAUAAAGAAAAAUAGCAAAAAGUUGGAGAGAAAAGGGUGGAUGAUAGCAUUAAUGAAGAAGCAUUAAAGCUUCAAACAACCAAAGCAGGAAGGAGGUUGGAAUAUUAAUUAAAGAAGAGGAAACAAAGGGGGCAGAGAGACAAAUGUGGGGAGGCAUUGAAUGAGGCCAUUUAUAAAUGAUGGGCAGAGGGAGAAAAUGGAGAAUGUAAAGGGAUGUUUGGUUCUGUUCAAUCGCCAUUAAUGUCGAUC